UCCAGUGUUAGAUAACACCAUUAGCCCCAAGUAGAGGCAAACAAUAAUAAAUAAUAAUAUUAUUAAACAAUAAUGCCAAUUAAAGCUAAACUAACCAAACAUUUGUUUCCAGAGAUAUAAUUAAUUCUCCCGAAAUUGCAGUAUCUUAAAGUAAAUAUUAGCCGGCAACAAUCUUAAAUCCAGCCAUAAUGCAGCGCGAGGAAAAGCACUUUGAGAUGACGCUGGACGCCGUCUUGCAGCGUCUGAACGAUUUGAAAAUGGCCGUUUUCUCGAUGAUCCAGAAACUGGAGAUGGAAUACGAGACCAUCAAUUGGCCAACAUUCUUGGAUAAUUUCGCCAUCAUUUCAAGCCAUUUGACGGGUUUAACGAAGAUUCUGGCCAAAGAGCAGUGUCCACCGCUGCGGAAUCGCACUGUUCUGCCCCUCCUGGUGUCCAUGGAGCGGGACGAUGCCCUGAUAAACAUCACCGAGGGCCGCGUUCCGGUUUUCUCGCAUGACAUUGUGCCCGACUAUCUGCGCACCCGGCCCGAUCCCAUAACCGAGCAAAAGAUGCAACAGAAUGAACAAAAGGCGGCCAAUCUCACCAACGAUGCGGCUAUGAAACAAGUCACCCAAUACAACAAAGUGGUUUCCCAUGUCCUCGAUAUGGUGACCAAAGCACGCGAGGAAUGGGAAAUUGAAUCAUCAUCCCGCACUGGCAUACAACAGACGAGUAGCAUGACCGAUACCCAACUUCUGGUGGCCGCUGUCGGCAUGGGCAAGGGUCUGAAGAUGACUAAUUAUGGUCCCAUGAUGGUACCACCAUCCAUACGAGCUCCCUCGCCCAUGGGUGGAGCCGGAGCUGGCGGUAUGAGUCCCGGCAAUGUCCAACAACUUGGCAAGGCACCAUCCGCCGUCAAGACCAACAUUAAAUCGGCCAAUCAAGUGCAUCCCUUUUCAAGAUAAACACACGCACAAUUUGUCUAUAGAUCAAUAUAGAUAUAUAUAUAUAUAUGUGUAAUAUCGGAAUGUCGUCGUCGAGUCGUAUAAUAAAUAUGUCCUAUUACUAA
Drosophila willistoni is the source of this 1048-nucleotide messenger RNA. It is a transcript of the gene MED8, whose product is annotated as mediator of RNA polymerase II transcription subunit 8. Lineage: Eukaryota; Metazoa; Arthropoda; Insecta; Diptera; Drosophilidae. The transcript is spliced from 2 exons. Gene Ontology annotation, molecular function: transcription coregulator activity; RNA polymerase II cis-regulatory region sequence-specific DNA binding. The coding region runs from base 189 to 944 and encodes 251 amino acids. Gene Ontology annotation, cellular component: mediator complex; core mediator complex. Gene Ontology annotation, biological process: regulation of transcription by RNA polymerase II. The record is from RefSeq and is a predicted model, not a curated record.